Molecule: messenger RNA, 348 nt
Organism: Metarhizium acridum CQMa 102
Lineage: Eukaryota; Fungi; Ascomycota; Sordariomycetes; Hypocreales; Clavicipitaceae
Gene: ATP17
Product: ATP synthase f chain, mitochondrial precursor
Biological process (GO): proton motive force-driven ATP synthesis
Molecular function (GO): proton-transporting ATP synthase activity, rotational mechanism
Source: RefSeq, a predicted model, not a curated record
AUGGAUAUCAACCUUGGCUCUCGGAGACGUUGGUUCCGUACUCGGAUAGCAUUGAACUACGUCAGGCCGCCAGAGCGAUCAAAGCUGAUGUUAGGAUUCUUUCAGGCAAUUGGCGGCGCCCCUGACGCUCUCCGUAUGCAACGCGUUGUCAGCUUUUAUGAGAAACUCCCUCGAGGCGCAGCCCCCGAGGUCAAGGCUAAAGGUCUCCUUGGUCGAUAUCAGGCAAAGUACUUUGGCAAGAAGACUUCCGUGCAGCCUAUUAUUCACGUCUUGGCUCUAUUGAUCGGCAUUGGCUAUGCUCAAAAUUACUACUUCCACCUUCGCCAUCACAAGAACAACGCUCACUAA